Molecule: messenger RNA, 752 nt
Organism: Racocetra persica
Lineage: Eukaryota; Fungi; Glomeromycota; Glomeromycetes; Diversisporales; Gigasporaceae
Source: the annotation of a GenBank genome assembly
UGGGACGGUGGCAUGAUAGACAAAAUUUCUGUUAUUCAAAGCUACUCUAAAUGGUGCUGGGGCACAGAUGACCUGCUAGGUAAUCUUGAUGUACAACAGCUGCUAGCUGCCUGGCGCUGGGCCCAUUAUAAUAUAGCAAGAAAGUUGAGUUGGGAAUAUCCUAUUGACAAACAAACGAUUAAUAUCAAAGACAACAAUAUUGAUAAUGAAAAAUGUUGGCUCGAGACAAACUGGGAAUUUGAAUGCCAAAUUCCUGAAUGGCUUAAACGAAUUCAUAAACAUCCUAGUCCCCUUUGGUGGCGUAUUGUCGACAUAGCUGAUCCGAAAUUAACCGAAAUUAUUACGGAAUCAGAGUUUCUAGGUUUAAACGAAAUAUUUCUUUCUAACCUUCCGUCAGAUUGGGAAAUAUUAGAGCCACCAGUUGAAAGAUGCUUGUACUCGAUUGCGAUGAUAAGAGGAUUACAAAAAGUGGCUAAAACCGUAUUGCAUUAUGGUGUUUAUGGUGCUAUAAUUAAUAUUCGGAAGAUUUUGUCCACUCCUAAUGAGACUGAAGAUGAAAACCCCUUCCUUAUCCCCCAACUACUGAAAUCACAAUGGCUAAUUAUGUUGUUCAAGAAGAAGAUUUGGAUCAUCCAGACGUAUGAAAUGAUCAAUAAGAAAAUACCGCAACGAGAGAAUUCUGAAAGGGAUAUUGAUGUAGUUUUUAAGUCUCAUAUGUUUUCUUGUUUUGAUAACAUUAUGGAUUUACAUUU